Molecule: messenger RNA, 4665 nt
Organism: Anthonomus grandis grandis
Lineage: Eukaryota; Metazoa; Arthropoda; Insecta; Coleoptera; Curculionidae
Product: aminopeptidase N-like
Exons: 20
Coding region: 509-3469 (986 amino acids)
Biological process (GO): peptide catabolic process; proteolysis
Cellular component (GO): cytoplasm
Molecular function (GO): peptide binding; zinc ion binding; metalloaminopeptidase activity
Source: RefSeq, a predicted model, not a curated record
AAACGAGGACAGACGUAUUUUGUGCUGAUUUUGUCUCAAAUUAAACCACGCUUGCUCGAUCUACUGAUACCGCUGAAAAAGUUGAAUGGAUAUACGAAUAUGUCCCUCUUAAAUUAUUUCUUUCAGUUUUUUUUUCGCGCGUUUAACAAUAGGUGCCGGCGAACGAGGUGCGAUUGUGUUAGUAAUGUGAUUAGUGAUUAAGCUGAUAAGAGUGAUUUUUAGCAUUUUCACCUUGAAAUUGCUUGAGAUUACCCGUGUUAUUUUCAUUAAAAAUAUUGAUCUGUCGAAGAUGGUUAAGUAAAGAAACAAUUUGGAAAUGCGGUAGUCAGUCUCAUAUUAGUUCUUUAACGUGACUCUAAAGAAAACUGGUGUGAAAAGCAAAUAAAACUUGACUUUUUUGAACUGUGUUGCCUGUGUUAGAUCGGCAUUGGAAGUGUGAUGUUCUUGGAACUGUAAAGUUAUAGACAUUUUAUGGUAUAUUUUAUAGGUGUAUAUAAAUUUUAUCAACAUGGUGGGGAGAAUAGAUUAUUCAAGCGUUCCGACCAACGCGGACCUCGAGAACAAUUCCCACCAGAAGAAAUACACGGUGAACCAACCUGCGGGAAAGAACCUAAUAAUCUCCAAACCCCUUUGCACCUUAAUGGCGAUCGGUGCAUUACUUUUGGCAAUUUUAGCAGGAUUGGUGGUGUUUUUUUUAGUUCCCAGGGGGUGUGAUGGGAUUAAUAGUAGCCGGUCAGUGGCGUCUUUGACUCAAAAAGAGGAUAUUCGUAUGUCGGCAAAUGAAGUUGAUGAACGGCUGCCCAGAAGUAUAAAGCCUUUGAAAUAUACGAUACAAAUUUAUCCCGACUUUCAAAAUUCAACAACAGAAGGCAGGGAAUCAAUCGUCUUACAACCUAUAGAAGACACAAAUACCAUCAUUUUUCAUGCUGAUGAAAUAGAUAUUGACAAAGACUCUGUUAAAGUUGUAAAAGCACCAAAUUCAACAGCUGAAGUGCCUGUAACACAUCAGCACUAUAUGGAAGGAGAAAGAUAUAAAAUAGUCUUGGGAGAUCAGCUAGUAAAAGGAAACGACUACGUGUUAAGCUUAAAUUUUAAAGGAAAAUUAAAUGACCAACUACAAGGCUUUUACAGGUGUCAGUAUCCAGAUACUAUGGGAGAAAUCAGAUAUGCAGCCAGUACCCAAUUCUCCCCAACAGAUGCCAGAAAAGCAUUUCCAUGUUUCGAUGAUCCCUCCUUUAAAGCAAAAUUUAAAAUUAGACUUGCCAGGCCUGCCAACAUGACCAGUUUGUCAAAUAUGCCUCUGGAAAGCACCGAAGUGGUUCAAAGUGUAAAUGGCACGUGGUUUUGGGACAGUUAUGCAGAAACUCCAGAGAUGUCGACUUACCUGGUUGCCUUCAUUAUAAGCGAUUUGGUGAAAUUGCACUCCAGCGAUUCGCUGAUUAGCAUUUGGGCGAGACGGGAAUUUUUGACGCAAACGGAUUACGCAGGGAAGAUCGCUCCGAAUAUUUUGAAAUAUUUCGAAAAUUAUUUUAGAAUGACAUUUCCGCUUCCAAAAAUCGACAUAGUCGCCGUUCCAGAAUUUGGCUUCAACGCGAUGGAGAACUGGGGUCUAAUAACAUUCAGAGAAAACAGUCUUCUUUUCGACAACUACAGCUCAACAGUGGAAGAUAAAAGAAGCAUAGCGACCAUCCUGUCUCAUGAAAUCGCUCAUCAGUGGUUUGGUAAUUUGGUUACUCCAAAGUGGUGGAACGAUUUGUGGUUAAAGGAAGGUUUUGCUACUUAUUUAGAGUAUCUUGGUGUCAAUCAUGUUGAACCAAGCUGGAAUAUCUUAGAUGAAUUUUUGCCUGGUGAAGUUGAACGGGCUAUGGCGCUCGAUUCAUUAACAUCAUCAAGACCCAUCAGUUUUGAGGUAUUUAACAGUGAUCAAAUUCGGCAGGCUUUUGAUGAGAUUUCUUAUGCUAAAGGAGCAUGUAUAAUCCGGAUGAUGAACCACUUCUUGGGAGAAGAAACUUUCAAGAAUGGUUUAAUAAAAUACUUAGAUGAGCAUAAAUAUGGCAACGCUGAUAGAAAUGAUCUUUUUACUAGUUUAACUGAAGAAGCUCGCUUGAGAGACACAUUUGAAAGUAACGAAACUGUGAAGCAAAUUAUGGAUACUUGGACUGAACAGGCUGGAUUUCCAGUUGUUAAUGUUGAUCCAGACUAUGAAAAAGGAACCCUAAAGCUUAUACAGAAAAGAUUCUUGCUAACUGACACAUCGACCAAAGAUACCUCAAAAUGGUGGAUUCCAGUAUCAUUUACCUCCAGCUCAGCUCCAGAUUUCAUAACGACCACUCCUAAAUUUUGGAUUAAGGGUGAAACCGAGGUGGUAAAAAAAGUUGGACCCAUUGGUGAUUGGUAUCUUUUAAAUAUUAACCAAACUGGGUAUUACAUUGUAAAUUAUGAUGAAAAAAAUUGGAAGAAUAUUAUCGAAAAUAUUAUGGAUUUCCCUCCUCUGAUUAGAGCCCAAUUGAUUAGUGACUCUAUGGACUUAGCACGGGCUAAUCAUUUGGAUUAUGAUAUUCCUUUAAGGCUUAUUGCAAGAAUGGCUGUUAAAGAUGUUAAUAUCAUGUUUGUUCCAACAGCAGUAGCCCUAAAUAAACUUAGAUUCCUAAGCGAUAUUUUAUAUGAUACUCCUGCUUUUGGUUUGUUUGAAGAAUACCACAAAGCUAUUUUUAAGCAAACCUACGAUGUAGUAGAUUUUAACGAUAAUGUUGAUGACUAUAUCACAAGACGAAUUAGGCAAACCGUAUUAGAGUGGUCCUGUAGAAGUCCUGAUUCCACUUGUAACCACGAGUCCAGAGCCUUAUUUAGAAAUUGGAUGAUUAAGGGAUCCCAGUCUAGUAUUUACAUCGUACGUUCAAAAAAGUACAUAAAGAUUUUACCCAACAUCAGGUCUAUAAUCUACUGUACAGCCAUCAGGGAAGGUUCAACGGUAGAAUGGGAUUUUGUCUACGAGAGGUUUUUGGAAACGACUUCUCCGACUGAGAAAAAUAUCCUUUUAGAUGCUUUGGGAUGUACUAAACUUAAGUGGUUAUUAUCGAGAUAUCUGGAUAAACUUAUUGAUGGUUAUAGUAUCAGGAUCCAGGACGCGGAUAGGGUAUUUGAGUCAGUCGCGAGAAACGAGGAGGGUUCGAUGAUUGCUUUCGAUUUUCUCAGGAAGCAUUGGAACGAGAUGCUGCAGCACUACGGAGACGGUUUUGGUAUACUGGGGAAGAUGGUGAAGUCCUUAGCUGUUCAUAUGAAUACAGAAUUUCAACUUAAGGAGCUGGAACGCUUUAAAGACAGUGUAGGAUCAAACAUCAGCACGACCACUCAGUCGUUCGAUGCUGCAAUAGAGCAAGUGCGAGGCAACGUAGAAUGGAUAAAGAAAAACUACAAUCAAGUCGAAGAGUGGCUAACGCGGCAUAAAGACCAAUUUGUAUAUAUUUAAAAGAUUAUAUCAUAUUAGAGCAUUCGUAUCAGAGGACCGAAAAGAUGGUUCGAAAACAAAUAUUUUUCUAGUUAUAAUUUAUUGAUCAAUAAUUGCUUUGAUGAUUUUGUAAAUAUUUAUCUCGUAUAGCAUUUAUACUUUUCUUGACAUAUCAGUUUUGCUCUGAUAAUGCUAUAGAGCAAAAAAACACCAUAGUGCCUUUUUAAACCAAUUUUGUAGCUUUUUUAGUCUCUACAUACAGAAUGAUCCAAAAAUGAAAAUGCGACUCGCAACAAAAAUAAUUUGAUAUAAUUGUGGAAUUAUUCAAAAUUAUGAUUCAUUUUGUAAGGCAUCAAACAGCUUGCAUAAUUUUGAAACAACCUGGCGAAGUUAGUGUAAGGAUGUGAUUGGUGAAUUUAGUGCCUUUUUAAUAUGCAAUGACCCAGUAAAUCAAAAAAUAAUUAAUAGAAUACUGGGUUGCGUUGUGCGCUUUUAAGAUUCUUCUAUAGCUCUAGUACACACUAUUUUUUUGUGAUAUUUCGACUUAUUUCUUAGUAAUAUUUUUAUUUUUCUAACAUACCUUUUUCUUUUAUAUUUUAUUAUUUUAAUAUUACAUGAGGUUUAAGUUAUUAUAAAUGAACUGAAUUUUUAUGUAAUUCUUUAAAUACCAUAAAAACUGCACUUUUAUUAAAAGUUAACUAAACUGCAUGUAGAAUUCCGAUGAACUUAUUGGGUCAAAAACAAUAUAAAUAAACUACAGACAUUUGUUUAAGUAGCUUUAUUUUAACCUGUAAGUCGAUAAAAAAAAUUGAAAUGUUUUAUGCCUUUAACACGGGCGAAUAAUGGAGCAAUAGCAACUGGGAAAUCCCGCAUUAGCAGCAAAAUAAAUUCGACUGUAUGAAAGUUGAGUAAAGUUAUGUAGCGGUUGGGUAUAAUCAAAUAUUACUUAUCAAUAAGCAUCACCAAUUAUCAUCAUUAAGUAAUUUUUUGGGUAUGAAGAACAAUACAAUUUGGUGAUUUUAGUACAAAACAUUACAAAUAAUGGGUUAUGGAACAAGCAAACGUAAAAUAGCCAAUCGCGUUACCAUGACUAUUAUAUGUGGAUUAUCCAAAAAUUUCAGAAACCUAAGAUAUAAACUUCAGACAUACUAUUAAUGUUAUAACUUUGUAUUUGUGAAUUUGUAUUAAUUUCAUUUUAUUAUAUGUUAUUAUAUAUU